Boleophthalmus pectinirostris (great blue-spotted mudskipper) is the source of this 2300-nucleotide messenger RNA. It is a transcript of the gene dxo, whose product is annotated as decapping exoribonuclease. The record is from RefSeq and is a predicted model, not a curated record. Gene Ontology annotation, biological process: NAD-cap decapping; nuclear-transcribed mRNA catabolic process. The transcript has 7 exons. NCBI's taxonomy places the organism in Eukaryota, Metazoa, Chordata, Actinopteri, Gobiiformes, Gobiidae. Gene Ontology annotation, cellular component: nucleus; cytosol. Bases 130 to 1404 code for a protein of 424 amino acids. Gene Ontology annotation, molecular function: mRNA 5'-diphosphatase activity.
GUUUUUGUUAUGCUGCCACGGUGGACUGGAGGAAUAAAACACGGAAGUAAUACUGUUUUUAGCUUUCACUGAAGCGAAGCUAGCGCGAUUAUGAAGAUUGUAUGAACAAGUCUGCGUUUUUAUAUCAUAAUGGAUCACUAUCGCCAUUCCCAUGCAUCUCGAAAUUCAGGCUCCAGUGAUCGACAUCACCACAGGAAAAGAGAACAUGAAGGACUCCCUGAAAGAAGUCAUCACCAAAAUAAACACUUUCAACCAAACAGACAUCAUCAGCAAUUUUCUGAAUCUGGCCCAAGUCACAAAAGUUAUGCAUCCAGUCUUCAGACACUGAGCACCAAAAAGGAGUUAUAUGAGAAAGACUUUCCGCUUUAUAAGCAGCCCAUAGAGGUUGGGUGCUUUUCUUUGGACUCGGAACGAAGGUUUUUUAAUGACAAAAGACAACUGAGGUUUUACUCAGACCCAGGCUUAAACCCCUGCUUUGAUCUCAGAGAUGGAUUCAAGGACCGCUAUAUAAAGAGAGAUGAAAAUGUGAAAGAGAAGUUGGACCAUAUACUAAGGUGGAUCAUUUCAAACAAAGCCAAAGUCACAUCUAAGGACAUAUCAAAACAUGCUCUGGAUGCAGAUUUCGUGACUUGGCGUGGUCAUCUAACCAAACUGCUCACUACACCGUAUGAGACCCGGGAAGGCUGGAUGUUCGCUGUGAGCAAGUUCAGGGGUACAGUUUACAUCAGUGAAGUGGAGACAGAGGCAGCUCGCAGGGACCGAGAGAAUCGCACUGAGAGGCACAGUGAAAUGAUGUACUGGGGCUACAAGUUUGAGCAAUACAUGUGUGCAGAUGACAUCAGCAGUUCCCCUGACCCCAGUGGAAUGGUUAACACUAAUGAAGCGUUUUGUACAGUGGUGCAGACUCGGCUUGCAGAUCACAGACUUCUGUUCUCUGGUGAGGUGGACUGUAGAGUUAAAGACCUCAAAGCUCCAGAUCCACCUGCCUGCUACGUUGAGCUCAAAACUUCAGCUGAAAUCUGCACUCCUAAACAGCGCAGCAACUUCCACAGGUUCAAGUUGUUAAAGUGGUGGGCGCAGUCUUUUCUGCCCGGAGUGCCCCAAGUUAUAACAGGGUUUCGGGAUCAUGAUGGGGUCAUCGUGAAAGUGGAACCUUUCCAGAUUUCCAAAAUUUCACAAAUGAUUAAGGGUGAAUAUAACUGCUGGAAGCCUACAGUCUGUAUGAACUUCUGCAAUGACUUUCUGACAUUUGUCAAACAGGUGGUCUGUGAGGACAAUCCAAGUGUUGUUUACUUGUUCUCUUGGGAACCAUAUAGAGAUGUUGCCUACACUAUUCACAGAGACUCUCAGUAUUGCUUCCUGCCAGAGUGGUAUAUAGAGGAGAUCAAAAGAACACAAGCAUAGUCUACCACCAUUUGUCCAUUUGUGCUCCUUGGAACUGUGAAACCUUGACUGUUUUCCAAGUCUGAUUUAUAUUUACAACAUUUUAUUCCUUUAAAUAAAACACAAAACAUAUUCUGUUAAUUCACAAUUUAUUUAUAACAACUGGUUAAAGCUCAUGGUUCUAAAAAGGCAGUGGCCCUCUUUGAAGAUGUCCUAAAACAUUAACCCCGAAAAUAAUUCAAUGCAGUUUUGAGUCACCAUGGCACCUCACUCUGUGACCCUAACUUAGUCCAGAGCAGGUUUUAUUCCUCUCAUCUAGAUGUGUGCAAAAUUGUGUCUAUGUAUUUUAAUUAGGCUUUGCAAAGGUAUGUGCAUCUUCAUAUUAAAAUUAUUUAACUUGAUUAAACUUGUGCUCUUCUACAUUUCUUUUAAUCAAACCUGACUGAUCUGUCCAAAGCACAGGCCUCCUCUAGUUUACCGUUGCCAUGGUGAAUUUACUUUUCUGGGAUACAAUGAAAGUUUCACAUCUUCUGCUGAACUCAAGUCUCUGACUUUUCUAACUCUGCUCCAGACCAGUUUAGUGAAGCAAAACAAAUCCAGGGUUUAUUGAACCUCCUUUAUGAACCUGAUGCCACUUACAGUAUUUAAAUAAAAUGAGUGAAUGAAUGCUUAUUUGGACAGUAAUGCAUAAAACAAAUGUAGAAAAAUAACAAAUGCAUAUGUAAAAUACUAUGUUUUGUGAUAUGACAAGUGCUCCUAGAGAGGUCGCUAUUAUGCCAUCAAACAUUACCUUUUUGAUGACACAAACUUUGUAAUGUUGAAACACUUGUAAAAAUGUCAUAAACAAUACUUGCACACAAGUUUAUUCUAUUUGGUCCAAUUACUUUUUGUGUGAAUAAAAUUAAAUUUGUACCCAA